Fraxinus pennsylvanica is the source of this 1197-nucleotide messenger RNA. The record is from the annotation of a GenBank genome assembly. NCBI's taxonomy places the organism in Eukaryota, Viridiplantae, Streptophyta, Magnoliopsida, Lamiales, Oleaceae.
AUGUUUUUCCUCUAUUGGCUUGGCUCGAAGCAGUCUAUGGUCGAUGCCUCAGCAGUUACAACCGAUGGGAAGAUAGAAAUUGCUUUGGAAAUUCUCACGAGCCUCCAUCUAGUGCACCGGGUUGAAUUGCCAAUUUCACUUCUCAAAUAUCUUAGUGAAGUGCAAUUAAGCCAGCCUGAACUUGGUGCAAAGCUUAAUCUCAAAUUCAAGGCUCAAAGGUUGAGGUAUAGUUUCAAGAAUAUGUUGGAUAAAUAUGGUGAAGCUGAAAUUUCUAUUGAAGAGAUAACUGCAAAUCUAAUGAGAGACACUACCAAGGAUGACGAAAGCGAGCUGCCUCUCAUUUAUCCUCCAGAAUUUGAAUGUCAGUUGAGUUCCAUAUUUGUAGUGGCUGAUACACCUUUGUUGUCAGUCGAGAGAGCCAGAGAAUUAAUCGAGGAAAGGAAGCAUCAAGAACGAGCACUCCUAACAAGGAUGGACAUUGUUUUGACGAACAAGGCUACCUUUGAGACAGAUUUCAGUGACAGUUCUAGAAGGGAUUCUACUCAUACUAGAGAACCCAUUUUGCAAACGCUUGGUGUGGAGUAUCCAUUUCCUCCUCACCUAGACUAUGUUUCACUUUCUACACCUCCAUUUCAUAUUGCACUGCCCACUCCACCUCUACCAGUUCAAAGCCAGUUCCACCUCCACCACCAUGCACCACCUCCACCUCCUCCACUAGCUACAAAGACUGACGUUGAAGAUCAAUCAAGUAGCGAGUCGGAAAUGGAGUCUUCAGAUGAGAAAGAACGAGGAGAAGUUGGACCUAAAAGGAAGCAUGUGAAGCAACAAGCUAUUUUAGGUCCUGCAGUUGACAAGUAUGUGGCUAAUGAUGCUGUUGGAUUGAAACCAGCUGCCUUAAUUCCGAAAGAAAAACCAAUAGUAAAGAAGAACUCUAUACUACAUGUGUUAGCAUCAACCUUUGAGAGACUACGGUUCAAACUGAAUCAAGGGACACUGGUGCCACAUGGGAAUUGCCAGAGCCUGACAAAGAGGCGUGAUUAUAAACCUGAUGCAACCUUGGAGGAACUAAAUCUCGGAAAAUUGCCCCCGGAGGAACUUUUAUCACUUCCAAUGUUUAAGAAUUAUGCUACUGGAAAUCCUGCUUCUGUUUUGUACAUAAAGAACUUAGCAAAGGAUGUUGCUGUUGAUGACUUCUAG